This is a messenger RNA of Rhipicephalus sanguineus (brown dog tick), 552 nucleotides long. RefSeq names its product gametocyte-specific factor 1 homolog. Lineage: Eukaryota; Metazoa; Arthropoda; Arachnida; Ixodida; Ixodidae. The transcript has a single exon. The record is from RefSeq and is a predicted model, not a curated record. The coding region runs from base 1 to 552 and encodes 183 amino acids.
AUGGCCACAUACAGGACAUUUGACGAUGGACUAGUAAGCUGCCCUCUCAGACCGGACCACAAGGUGAAGAGGAGUCGACUGAGCCUUCAUGUCUCAAAAUGUCAAGCUGGCGACAGGCGGCGCCUCGUGAAGCCUUGCCCGUUCAACUCGGAGCACGACGCGCCCGACCACGGCCACGAAUACUACAUGCACCUGAUGACCUGUCCGGACCGGUCAUCUAGCUUCCCGAGCGCGUCGAGCAGGGACUGCUACGACCCUCCUUAUGAGGUUCCCUUCGCAGGAGGAGCGCGGCCCCUUGUUCCUGAGCCUAAGGAGAAGUGGGACUUGGAGUCCGGUCCUACAAGCGAUCCCUACAAGCCGGCCGUGCCGCCGAUCUUCCGCCCAGUCCAUGGACUGAAACGUUCUGAACGGCGGCGGUUCUACAAAUCGCUUCUUGAAGAAGUACAAAGGACAGCUGCACCGGGGCCUACAACCAGGACGAAGUCCAACACGCCGGAUUUCGAAAAGAGGGACACAGGCAGCAGCUCCGAUGAGGAGGAACAAUGGGAUUAG